CCUCCCCUCCCCUCUCCUCUUCUUCUCUCCUGUCGCUCUAAUACUCCCUUCAGUCUUGCGGGUUUCUUGCCUGCAGUCAUCACAUCCUUUUAUGGACUCGAUGAGCUCUCGGUUCAAAUCUUUUGUGUUUGUAUCAAAGCGCAAGGCAACAACGUCCGCUGCAUCUAUCGCCUCAAACAACGCCUCCACCUCUCCCCAGUCAGGUCCCAAUUCGUCUUCAGCGAGCCUCCCCAUGAACAACCCAAACCACCUGGGCCGCCCACCGAGCUACUCUUACACCGCUGGUGGGCGACCGGCAAGCCCGUUGCCACCAGGACAGCAUCAGCAGCUGGCCCAUCAUCCUCCUCCUCUCAAUACUGGCGUCGGGUAUUCCCAUCACGGACAUAUGGCCGGUGCCGCUCCGCCUCCCCCCGGCUACGGCUACCCUCACCCGCAGCAUACCAGCAUUCCUCCUUCCAUAUCACAGUAUCCACCUGGCCGACCUCACACUGAGCUGGAAGGUGGUGGCAGGAGCAAGGCCCAGCUCAUCGUCGGUAUUGAUUUCGGAACUACGUUCUCCGGUGUCGCUUACGCGUUUGCAACAAAUACUGAAGCGAGAGAAGACAUAAUAACCGAAUGGCCUGGUGCCGGAAUCCAUAUAAAACAAAAGAUUCCCACUGUUUUAUACUACGACCAGUAUCAAAAGGUAGUGGGAUGGGGUCCGGAUAUCGCCGACGCGCUUGCUCCCACUGGUUAUCCAAAGCAAGGCGUCCAAAAGGUUGAAUGGUUUAAGCUGCAGUUAAUGAUCUCAGGGAACACAUACAUCGAUCCCAUUAAUUUACCCCCUUUGCCUCCAGGAAAGUCAGAGAUCGAUGUUGCAGCCGACUAUCUGUUCAAACUCCGCGGAGCAAUGAGAAAUCAAUUACUCAAGACUCUUGGCGAGGUGUUCACACGAGAGGAGCGAAACAUUCGUUAUUUCUUAACUGUGCCGGCCAUCUGGAAUGAUGCCGGAAAGGCCGCUACUCGUGCAGCUGCUAUCCAAGCUGGGUUUUUGCGUGACGAGAACGACAACCGGCUCACUCUUAUUACCGAACCUGAAGCAGCAGCUAUGUUUUGUGCAAAGAGCGGCCUCCUUAGUCUGAAGAUGCAUGAUGCCAUUCUGAUCGUGGAUUGCGGCGGUGGCACCGUCGAUCUUAUCGCGUAUGAAGUUGAAGAAGAACACCCCUUCUCUGUGUGUGAAUGCACCGCUGGUUCUGGAGAUUCUUGUGGAUCCACCGCACUCAACAGAAAUUUUAGCAACAUUCUAAGAGCAAAGAUUCGCAAAAUGAAGUUGCCGGAUGGCGCGAGGACGGCUGGAAAGGUCUAUGCCAAAUGUAUCAUGGAUUUCGAAAACAGAAUCAAGGCAGACUUCCGGAACAAUGGCCAGAAAUGGGCUGUCGAUGUCGGAAUUGAAGCGGACUUCCCAGACGCUGGCAUCGAAGAUGGGUAUAUGACUUUCACCAAUGAAGAAAUUCUUCAAUGCUUUGAGCCCGUUGUGAAUAGGAUCUUGGAGCUUGUGCGAAACCAGAUCAUCGCCAUUCAAGCCCAGAAUCGACCUCUCCAGAAUAUCCUUGUCGUUGGUGGCUUCGGUGCAUCCGAAUACCUCUUCCAGCAGAUCAAGUUACAUGUUCCCCCACAAUAUCAAACCAAAGUCGUCCGACCAAUGGACUCUGUUGCUGCUAUAGUCAAGGGUGCUGUCACGGCUGGUAUCACCGAACGCGUCGUUACCUCUCGCGUGGCCCGUCGCCACUAUUUAAUGGCAACGUUGCAACCAUUCAAAGAAGGUCACCACCCUGAACAAUAUCGUGUUCCGAGCUUGGAUGGUAAGGACAGAUGCAAGUAUACUCGGCAGAUUUUUGUCCAAAAAGGCGAAAGAGUCAAGAUUGGAGAACCGGUUAAAGUCAGCUUCUUCCGUCAAGUUGCUCCUGGUGCAACUCUGAUGUACGAGGAUAUCCUGUACGCUUGUGAUGAGGAUGUGUGCCCGGAAUACACUAAGGAUCCACGUAUCAAGGAAGUCGUCACUCUUACAUCAGAUCUUUCUCGGAAGAACCUCGAGAAAGAUUUUGAACGCAUGGAUACUCCUCAAGGCACGUUUUAUCGAGUUUACUUUGACAUUUAUCUUACCCUCGACGGAAGCGAAUUUAAUGCGGAGCUCGUCUGCCAAGGAGAGGUCAUGGGCCGAUGCUCUGCCCGAUUCCGGUAA
Molecule: messenger RNA, 2221 nt
Organism: Coccidioides posadasii C735 delta SOWgp
Lineage: Eukaryota; Fungi; Ascomycota; Eurotiomycetes; Onygenales; Onygenaceae
Molecular function (GO): ATP binding; ATP-dependent protein folding chaperone
Source: RefSeq, a predicted model, not a curated record